Messenger RNA from Lates calcarifer (barramundi perch), 4037 nucleotides. RefSeq names its product SV2 related protein a (gene svopa). Lineage: Eukaryota; Metazoa; Chordata; Actinopteri; Centropomidae. The transcript has 16 exons. Gene Ontology annotation, molecular function: transmembrane transporter activity. Gene Ontology annotation, cellular component: membrane. The record is from RefSeq and is a predicted model, not a curated record. Bases 886 to 2532 code for a protein of 548 amino acids. Gene Ontology annotation, biological process: transmembrane transport.
AUUUGCGACCGCAAACUUCUCAGGGGAAUAAAUGACAAUAUUCAAACGGUUCAAAUCAGAUCUGACCGAAAACUUUUCCUUCUUUAAAGUCAAAAGUUUUGCUCUCACUGGAGAAAAGUUUGGCGAGACAGUUUCUAAAUUUGCUUAUGAUAUUUGUACAGAUUUCUGACCGUAUAAUGUGCUGUUAAUGCUUAGAAAUAAACUGUGUUACUUUCUAAAUAAUAUAAAAUAUCAGUAGCCAAAUAUCCUAUACAUGCCAACUUUAUUAAUGCAAACCUAUUUUCUUGAAUUCAAUAGGCUAGAAGACCUGAAUCCUCAACUGAACCAAAAAGGAUUCCUCUCUCUGUAACACCUAACAUGUAUUUAUUUAAUUGGUCAAAAUCAACAACCUUGGCACACUAAUUUUCUUUUCAUUGUUGAAAUAAUUGUCAUGGACUGUCACCCCUUAGUUUUGUUUCCAUUAGGUUUCUUUUUAAAAACAUAUUUAUAUCAUAAUUUAUUGUGAUCUUACAGCUACAGACGAUGAAACAGUAACCCCAAAACAACAUGGGGAAUAAAUAUAAUACUGUCACUGUUACACUGUAUUUGCAUCAUCUGGACUCAGCCACUGUAAUAAUGUCCCAUCACUAACGAAGUCUUUGUGUGAGUGUUGAUAGGUCGUGUGUGGACCAUAGCAAUCCUGCAGUCUGAUCCUCCUGAGCUCAUCUUAUCCAUGCUCCCUCUCAGUGUCUCGUGCUGCCUGUGACUCGCUCACGGCGGCCUCUCAUUGGCUGCUGUCGGCGGACGCCGGAGCGGGUCGCUCUCCUCGGUGCUGAAAUCGCUGCUCGUCGUGAUAAUGUGGAACGGCGAUGAGGCCAAACGGAGCGUCGGCCAAUAGACACCAAAAUGGACGAUGAUCUGUUCCAACUGAGACAGCUGCCUGUUGUCCGCUUCCGUCGCACAGGGGAGAGCACACGCUCAGAGGAUGAUGGCGAGAAUAGAGAACAGGUUGUCAGGAUUGCAGAGCAGACUGAUCUGGAGUCUGUGGCGCUUGCGGAUGGAGCUCCAGUGCCUCGGGAGUUUGCCAAUCCAACUGAUGACACAUUCAUGGUAGAAGAUGCCGUAGAGGCCAUAGGCUUUGGGACAUUUCAGUGGAAACUCUCCAUCCUCACUGGUCUGUCCUGGAUGGCUGAUGCCAUGGAGAUGAUGAUCCUUAGCAUCUUAGCGCCACAGCUACACUGUGAAUGGAGACUGCCCAGCCUCGAGGUGGCACUGCUUACAUCGGCCGUGUUUAUUGGGAUGAUGAUCAGCUCCUCUCUAUGGGGAAACAUAUCCGACAAAUACGGCAGAAAGACAGGUCUGAAGAUGAGCGUGCUGUGGACCAUGUUCUACGGCCUGAUGAGUGCAUUUGCACCUAUUUAUGGGUGGAUCCUCGUCCUCCGAGCGCUGGUGGGCUUCGGUAUUGGAGGAGCCCCACAGUCGGUGACACUGUAUGCUGAAUUUCUGCCCAUGAAGUCUAGAGCCACAUGCAUCUUGCUGAUUGAGAUAUUUUGGGCUCUGGGCACUGUGUUCGAGGUCCUCUUGGCGAUCCUGGUGAUGCCCACUCUGGGCUGGCGCUGGCUGCUUGGCCUCUCCACCAUUCCUCUCUUCAUCUUUGCCUUCCUGUGUUUUUGGCUACCAGAGAGCGCUCGAUAUGAUGUGCUGACAGGGAAUCAGGAAAAAGCUCUGGCCACGCUGAAGCGCAUCGCCACGGAGAACGGAGCGCCCAUGCCGCUGGGAAAACUUAUCGCUGCCAGACAGGAGGAUCGUGGGAAGAUUCAAGACUUAUUUUCAUCACACUUUCGCUGCACCACGGUUCUGCUGUGGUUUAUUUGGUUUGCAAACGCCUUCUCCUACUAUGGACUGGUGCUCCUGACCACAGAGCUGUUUCAGGAGGGAGGCGCAUGCGGAAUGUCCAAAGGUAAUAAGAUGGAGCUCCGCUGCAGCUUGGAGUGUAAAUAUCUAAACUCUGACGACUACAAAGACCUACUGUGGACGACGUUAUCUGAAUUCCCAGGACUGCUGGUGACACUGUGGGCUAUUGAUCGACUGGGAAGGAGGAAGACCAUGGCAUUGUGUUUCCUCGUCUUCUCUCUGUGCAUCAUUCCACUCUAUGGUUGUGUUGGGAGAGCGUCCAUGACAGUAUUAAUAUUCAUCGCCAGAGCUUUUAUUGCAGGGGGGUUCCAGGCUGCUUAUGUGUACACUCCAGAGGUGUACCCAACAGCGACCAGAGCUUUAGGUCUGGGAACAAGCAGUGGAAUGGCCAGAGUUGGCGCCCUCAUUACACCUUUUGUUGCACAGGUGAUGUUGGAGUCCUCGGUAUACCUAGCUCUCUCAGUGUACUGCUGCUGCUGCCUCCUGGCAGCCGUCGCCUCCUGCGCGCUGCCAAUUGAGACGACUGGCCGGGGCCUGCAAGAGUCCAGCCACCGUGAGUGGGGCCAGGAGAUGAUGGGCCGGGCCUCCUCCCACAGCUCGGGAGGAAUCCCUCAUUCUAGCUCCGGCUCCCAGGGUUGAGGACGACGCCGGCCGAGGGUGGGGGGAGGGAGGGCGAGCACAGUGGAGAAAAUAGGCGAGGAGAGGCAAGAAAGCUAAACUGGCUUUCUGUGUCCAUCUCCAGUCCCACCCUAUGACUCUUCAGUUUAGACACCACAGUGGCUUCAGAGAGCCAGGCAGCACAAUAUUUUUACAUGUCACUGUACUUGUAGUCGUCAACCACCAUCGCUGUCACAAUUUUGCCACUGUGUAAGUGCACACAGGGUGACUGGAAAGACCAAAAUGACCUACAAGAGUGCAAGAACAAAAUGGUGGACACAGUGGGAAAAUGAGAAUUCAAAUACUUAAAAGUAUGUGAAUCCUGCUUUGCUAUUGGGAAAGACGCACAGGGGAAAUAGAGACGGCUGAAGUGUUAGAAGUUCUUCUUUUCAAAGAGCCUUAAAACUACCUAUUCAGUUUGUGGUUGAGAGACCUGCUCUCAACCUUAUGAAAAAGCUGCUUCUAUUCACAUACUGGAUAUAGAUGCGUAGAUAAGAGAGAACAAUAUCUUGUGCACACAAAUUGCCUGUUAAAAAUACACUAAUUACAAACUCAGCUUUAUUAAAACUGCUUCGCAGGAGCGAGUUCCACAUCAUAAAAUUAACAGACCAUUCGAUUAAACAAAGUCUGGAGUUAUUUAAGAUUCACUUCGGUCCAGGCAUACAGUCACUGACUUUCUUUCAUACAUUUAAAUGCUUUGAUAAAUUAUUCAAGUAUUAUUUCUCAUUUUGACAUGGACGAUAUUUGUUCUCUGAGGAAAAGGCAGUUAUUACUCUAGUAAUGAAAACACCACCUCAUGUCUUGAUCAUUAUGUGGCCAUUUAUUUAUAACAAGCUGUCAAAUCCGCCAAAGUCGUCAUCAGCUGACAAUAUCUCAUAAUCAUAGCAUAAAAGGAGCAAAUCCACAGAUCCUGGCUUGCAUUUGAAGACAGCAUUACGUAAGUUAAUGUUAAAGUAUUAGGGAAUUUAAAUCUGAAUAUUAUCACCACCCAAACCUGACUCAGCCCAAGUUAAAAAAUGAUUUUAAAUGAUUUGAUUUAAAAAAAUGAAAAACAUUAACACGAGUAUACAGUGUUAUUAUCUAUAAACCAUGCUAUGUCUCUUGCUCUACUUUACCAGACUUUCAUACUGUGUUCAUGUAAGACCUACACAUGCAUAUUCAAUCAUUUAGUGGGAUGUUACUUUCUGUCUCUCUGUAAAUAAUGUAUCGAUCCCUGGUUUAGUUGUUGUCUUUGCUUUUGUUUGUAACAAAGGUGAUGUGGAGACAGACUUUGCCCAGUCUGCUUCGACGAGCAACACGCUGAGAAAAGUUUUGUUUGCAAAAAAGAAAAGAAAAAAAGAUUAAAACUAGCACAGGUCCACCAAGCUGACUCUUACCUGCCAGUGUUUGAGAUUUAGUGCUGCGUUAAGUGUCUGUGUGCACAGAUUCUUGUCAAUGCACUGGAUGUAAAUGUGUAUGAUACUAUAGUAAAUAAUCUUUCCAAAAGA